Messenger RNA from Aaosphaeria arxii CBS 175.79, 1559 nucleotides. RefSeq names its product RNA methylase family protein. Gene Ontology annotation, molecular function: nucleic acid binding. The record is from RefSeq and is a predicted model, not a curated record. NCBI's taxonomy places the organism in Eukaryota, Fungi, Ascomycota, Dothideomycetes, Pleosporales. The transcript has 2 exons. Gene Ontology annotation, cellular component: cytoplasm. Gene Ontology annotation, biological process: methylation. The coding region runs from base 141 to 1559 and encodes 472 amino acids.
UUUCGUUCAGUACAAUUUCAGUUGUCUGUGUCAAGUUCGCAUAAUGCCAAUACCUGACUGAAACAGCAAUUCUUUUAAAGUUCUCGAGAACCCAAAUUGCGGCCAAAUUGCGUAGUCACUACCCCACGCGUUCUUUCACCAUGCCGGAAUAUCUAGUCAGACUCGUGCAAAUGCACGAGAGCUUUCGCAAAGCGGAGCUUGAAGCACUAGCUGAACUCGCUGGCGCAGAGAUCGAGUUUGUUAGAUAUGAUGAAGAUUCACCAUUCUGCAUUGUACGGCUCCCUUCCGAUGCGGCCGCUAAGGCUGUCAUAUCACGGAGUAUUCUCUCACAAGGCAUUCACGAGCUCUGGGGACAAGGCUCUGACUACGACUCUUUGCAUGCGUCUGUACGCGAAAAAUCUUCGCAUCUCUGGCAGAAAUAUCACGACGUAUCAUUUCGCUUCACCCUGGACUGCUAUCGAGGAACAAGAGAACUAUCUGAAAAUCGCCGCAUCAUCGAAUCAUUCUCCUACUUGGAUUUCCAAGGACCAAUCCGAAUGAGAGAAGCCGAGGCCGAAUUUCGAGUCUUUGAAGACUACCAAUUCAACGCUUCAACACCACAUACCCUAUUUCUAGGUCGUUUCGUUGCGAGUAGUGGAAGACUGGCAAAAACGACAUACGAUCUGAAGAAACGACAUUACAUCAGCACAACAUCAAUGGAUGCCGAACUAGCCCUCGUGACUGCCAACAUUGCCCUCGCAGCACCGGGUAAAUUGUUUUAUGAUCCAUUCAUGGGAACAGGUGGCUUCCCGAUUGCCUCAGCACACUUCGGAGCGGUCGUGUGCGGCAGUGACAUCGACGGCCGAAGCAUUCGCGGCACUGGAGGAAGUUCGAGGAAGGGACAAGUUGGCAAGAGAGACGUAGCGGGGAACUUCAAGCAGUAUGGCACUCAAGGCAGAUACCUGGGCGGCUUCGUAUCCGAUCUCACAAAUACACCACUACGACUCCAUGGAAUUGAAGGUGGCUACCUGGACGGUAUCAUAAGUGACCCACCAUACGGCAUCCGCGAAGGCUUAAAAGUGCUUGGUUCCCGAGAGAAACUAGGCGAUGUUGAACGUGCAACACAUCGGGAUCGAUUCAAGGAACCGACAUACAUUCCCCCAAAGAGACCGUACUCCUUCAUAGCAAUGCUCGAUGACAUACUUGAUUUCGCGGUCAAAACACUAGUCGUGGGUGGGAGAUUGAGUAUAUGGAUGCCGACAGCAAACGAUGAGGAUAUCGAGCUCAUGAUACCGACCAAUCCGUACCUCGAGAUCGUGAGCGUUUGUGUGCAGCCGUUCAACAAGUGGAGCAGGAGACUGUUGACGUAUAAGAGGUUAAGAGAUGAGGAUGUGCCCCCAGAAGCAAUUGAGAGGAAACGAAAAGAAUACGAGUCUGGGGUACGUGCAGAUGAUCUGAAUGUGUUCAGGAGGAAGUAUUUCGAGGGUUUCAAGGAAUAUGUAGAAUUGAAACGGGAAGCUCAAGGAAGCGUUGAACAACAAUCUGGAAAACCAGACGUCGGGGACGAUACAGUUCAGUAG